AUGACCUCCCAAUCGGCACUAUCCUAUGAAGAGCCGGGAAUCCGGACGAUUCUGAUCCAAUCGGGAUUCCUUCUAGUUCUCAAUUUCGCCAACUCUAUCCUGGAUAAAUUGGUGUAUUGUGGCUUGAUCGGACAGAUCUUCAUCGGAGUGGCUUGGGGAAUGCCCGGCGCACAGUGGCUGACCCUCGAAGCCCAAGAAAUGAUGCAACAAUUGGGCUAUCUUGGCCUUUUACUUCUCGUAUAUGAAGGUAAUAUUGAAUUCUGUGCCUCGUUUUGCUCGCAAUUUUAUACGUUAUGA
Molecule: messenger RNA, 297 nt
Organism: Penicillium cataractarum
Lineage: Eukaryota; Fungi; Ascomycota; Eurotiomycetes; Eurotiales; Aspergillaceae
Product: Na+/H+ antiporter
Exons: 1
Coding region: 1-297 (98 amino acids)
Source: RefSeq, a predicted model, not a curated record